GAAACUUCAAAGGAAAAAUAACAAUGGGUGUAACAAGUGUGUUAUUAUGGAAAGAUAGUAAUGGCCAAGGAAUGAUGAAAUUUCAUGAACGAAUAACAACUACUUUACUCGGGAGUGCAAAAGACAAAUGGGCUAUACAAGUUAAAUUAUAUCGAGAUAUCAAAAGUACAGGAACUGGUAAAUUUAUGUAUACAACUGAAUUCUAUAACACCAAUAAAAUUUAUUGCUUGAUAGACGACGUAAUUGUUGAGGCUGAACGUGAAAUGGAAAACAUUCUUGAAAAAUUAAAAAAUUUAUGGCUUCUUAGACAAACCAUAGUUUAUGAUGGCAAUACAUAUAUUAUUGGCGAUUUCUUAAUUCGUGUUGCAUAUCCUAAAACCACUAAUUCUAAUUACAAAGGAAUGCUGGUGGAGGUUGAAUAUACUUCAACAAUUAAUCCUCAUGUAGCAGCACCUAUUUUACAUGAAUUUAUUGAAAUGUUAAAACCACCAGAAAUUGACAUUGUAAAAUGGGAACCUGAUGAUGAACAUUCUUUUUCAAAAAUUGGAUUAUCUGAAGAUGCUUUUACUAGAGCACAUACUGAUUAUCAAUAUAUGAUGUUAUUCAAAAUGGAAAAUUUGUUGUAAAAUUAAAAAUAAUCAUUUAAGAUAUCACUUGUUUACUAUUAUAAUUCAUACUUUUAAGAAAAAAAAAUAAAAAA
Messenger RNA from Rhizophagus irregularis DAOM 181602=DAOM 197198, 700 nucleotides. The record is from RefSeq and is a predicted model, not a curated record. Lineage: Eukaryota; Fungi; Glomeromycota; Glomeromycetes; Glomerales; Glomeraceae.